Neurospora crassa OR74A is the source of this 2189-nucleotide messenger RNA. RefSeq lists its product as hypothetical. NCBI's taxonomy places the organism in Eukaryota, Fungi, Ascomycota, Sordariomycetes, Sordariales, Sordariaceae. Bases 856 to 1821 code for a protein of 321 amino acids. The record is from RefSeq and is a predicted model, not a curated record. The transcript is spliced from 2 exons.
GGACCGUCCAAUCACAGGCAAGAAGAGGUACUUGGCGGUUGCUCGAAGUGUGAAGGUCAACAAUGUUUUCUUGGGUGUUUGAAUGUCGCAUGCGCAGGCAAAUGACCCAUGUGCCACAGGUUUUGAAAAUGGUCGAAGCCAUCGCGGGGCGCUAUGUAGUGUAUGAUACCGGUACGCAACACCUUCUGGAAGAAGUUGGAGGGUGGUACCUCUAUGUAGUUCGUGAUGACUUGCAGCGGGGAUGAUAUCUUGAGGUGCUUUUGCUCGGUUUUUGAUAGUUUAAGGUGCAACCGUAAGCGUCAAGCUUACCCAGGUUCCCGGCCAUGCUCAUCAUCCCAGCCCAAAAGCCAAGUAUAGCGGGAGAGCAAGCCACCCAUCGCCGCCGGGAGAGAAUAUUUUUUUUUUGUGUGAGGAAGAGAGAAAGAAGACACGCUAGUAGUGUUGAUCUGGGAAAGUCAUUUUGGAAUGAUCGUCGUCGAGUUCGGCAGGUUGAUCAGACACGACCGGAGUCAGUGGUUAGUGUACACCACAUGGACCUCCUCCGAGCAGAAACAAAAACCGGAUCACCGAGAUGACAAUGGGAAAGGCACGGUACCCGACCUCUAGCGCGCGACAACCAAGGGCCCCCCCGAACGACAGGAGCUUUCCCGCUGUGGACUGCUCUUCUAGGAAUGGAGCUUGGGCCAUCCAAGGGAAGAGCUCUCGGCUGUCAGCAGCAGCUCUCCAAGCCGGCAGGCGGUGAGCCGAUAAGGCAGAAUCCAUUUCUUAUCGCAUGUCCCUCGCCCAAACGGAAGUUCCGAUGACAACAAUGGACAGUUGUCAAUGAUUGCAGCACAUCACACUUGAACUCAGAAAAUGCCACAACAAGACGGAGAAUGGAGUCAAGUAAGCCGGAAGCGGGGACGCAUCCGUAAUGUGCCAAAGCCCAAGACGGUUGUGGAUGAGAGCAAGGAGAACGAGCUGGGAAUCCGACCAAAUCCAAACCCCGAAUUCACAGUCAGCGACAUCCACAAGCAUCACAAUACGGCCAGACAAGAGUGGCAGAUAUCGGAUUGCUGGAAGACCCUGAAGGACCUGCUUGCCACUGCUUGGUCCGAGUCCAACCAUCCACCCAUCACCAAAGCCAUUUGUUUCGGGCCUGGUCCCUAUGAUCCCAGCAAUGGCAGCUUUGCGGCUAGGCGAACCGCUCAUAUGCAGACUGCAGCCUUUUGCGCCAUUGUAGACUUCCUAGAAUCUCAAUGUGAUCACAAAAUCAAACGUGUCAUUCAGGAGCCCAUGUUCACCCAGAUCGACAAGGACUUCUGUGUCGAACUUGGGUUUGAAGUUGCCGAUACCCCUGAUGCAUUUCCCAUGGUCGAUGAACAGACUUUGGUCUAUGGCAUUCAUAUGGAGCUUCGCACGUAUUACCUUGCUCUGGCUACACUUCCAGCUGCAUUUAUCGGUGGAGGUUUGGAAGAAUGGGAAAAGGUUAUCGACUUUGACCCCAGUCUCAACGAGUUCAUUGGUCCCAUCUCCGAGAUGGAUGCCACUUACACCAAGUACCCUUUUCCCGACAUGAACUACAUAUUCUCCAGCACGACCAUGUACUGGCGGAAGGGCGACCACGCCCCUAACAUCCCAGGUAGUCCGAAAACGUCACUACGAGAAACCUCCCAGGCAUCGAACCAGGCAUCGGACGUUAUUGAAGCAUUGGAAGGCUUAAAGUUGUCGGAGCAAGCAUCAGAAGAGAAGGAAUCUGAUACGGAGUCCUCCAAACAUACAGAGAAACUUGUGGAACCGAGCGGUUGCAGAGAAUCGAAGCCACCGACCACUGAGGAGUGAUGGUCAUUUCAGGCCUCAGAGCGCUUGGUAAUUCAUCAUCUUUCUCCUACACUCAUCUUUCAUGGUUGGCUUUGUUAUACGCUCUCAUUCAUGAUACCGGAUUUCUUAUCAUCGGUCGAAUCUGAAAAUCACUUUGCCCUCAGCCGCCUAGUCCUCUUGACUUCGUGAGCAGUACAGACAACCGGGAUUUCGGGUACCAAGAUGUCUCAUCUUAUGCCUGGCUUCGCUGCGCUCAUUUCCCUCUCGCAGUUCCGGAAAACCUGCAUAUCACAUCCACAUCGCCAUAGCCUGUUGCACUGUUGGUUUAGGACCACAAAUGUCGACGUCGGGUUCCCCUGCGCAGACAGCCCCAGCACCAUCAGACCACA